AUGGUGGCUGCCACAACACAGAAAGAACACAUUAAAGAAGAGAGCAAUGAAGAACGCGAGAGAGAAGGGAAAACGAAACAUAAGAGGAGGAAGGAGGGCGAAUUACCGACGGGUGGUGGCGAGGGCUGCAGCAACGGUGGUCCGGCUUGGAUGGCUGGACGGCGGCGUAGGAGAGUCUUGAGAGUUCACGUUGUAUCUGAUUGGUUGGAUGCUAAUGACGAUGACAUUCUAGUACCGUGUGGGGAUGCAAAAUUGGGAAACUAUGAUGAAGUGGGAAACUUAGGAGAUGAAAGUUUAGGUUGUACACCAUCGGGGAAAGUUGUGAAUUGUGAGGGCAAGGGUGUAGUGGAGGAGGAAGUUCUUGCUACCCCUGUAGUUGGUAUGACGUUUUCAUCAUGGGAUAGGGCUGAUGAACAUUUUAGGAAAUACAGAAAGCAAUGUGGUUUUGGGGUUGUUCGUGCUUAUGGUAAUUACAGUCGCAAAGCUGGUGAGAAGAGGACCUUGAGGAGCUACGUUUGGAAGUGUGAAUGUGGAGGCAAACCAGAUUUACGAUUCCGGGAGAAGGGGGUGAAAGCUAAGGGGGUGAUGAUUACCGCCCCUGGUGUCCUUGACCAGAGGACUAGUAAGUCAAAAAAGUGUGAAUGCCCUGUUCAUAUGUAUGCGGUGGCAGACACUUCUGGAACUUGGGAAGUAAGGAAAGCAGUUGUAGAACACUUGAAUCACAAGCCAAUGCCCCUUAAGUCUCGAUAUAUCUCAAUGUAUAGGAGAGAUAGUAUUACUUCUGUUGUGAGGAGGAGGUUAUUCAAUGGUGUUGGUAGUGGUUCCAAGAUCAGUAACAUUCACAGGAGCUUAGCUAAAGAGAGAAAUGGUGUAGAAAAUAUGUCUAUAAGUGUGAAGGACUUGAGGAACAUAGUGGCGAAGGAAAAGAAACUCAAGAUGAGAGGUGGGGAUGUGAAAGCCAUGUUUGAUUAUUUUGAUAAGAUGACUGCCGGAAACCAGAAUUUUUUCCAUCGUUAUAGAUUAAAUUCUACGAAUCGCUUGACUGAUGUUAUGUGGGUUGAUGCAAGUAGUAGAGUAGCCUACCAAGACUUUGGGGAUAUACUAUGCCUAUGCCAACCACAAAGCAUCGAUGGUGCUUGUGGCACAUACUUUGGCAAAAAGUUGGGUAACUAUGCAAAAUAUUCGGAGUUCAAAGGUGUGUUACAUAAUGUGAUUUAUGAUUGUUUAACAGAAGCAGAGUUUGAGGUGAAUUGGACUUCUUCUAUAGAGUUAUAUGGACUUGGUGCAGACGAUUGGUUAAGUGGUACGUCUGUCAUCCUUUUAUCUCAUUUAAAGGUAGAUGGUGUUUACAGUUAUGUAAUCAUAAGCAGUGUUCACUGUGUUGUCAAAAUACUUCCAUCUAUUCUGUUAUUCGUAUACUACAGCUUGUACGACCAGAGACACAUGUGGGUCCCAGCGUACAUGGAACACUUGUUUUGGGCUAGAAUGAAGACCACGCAACGUUCUGAGAGUAUCAACAGCUUUUUUGAUAAGUAUGUGAAAAGGGACACCCGUUUGUAUCAGUUUGCAUAG
Spinacia oleracea (spinach) is the source of this 1572-nucleotide messenger RNA. RefSeq names its product protein FAR1-RELATED SEQUENCE 5-like. The record is from RefSeq and is a predicted model, not a curated record. NCBI's taxonomy places the organism in Eukaryota, Viridiplantae, Streptophyta, Magnoliopsida, Caryophyllales, Amaranthaceae. The transcript is spliced from 5 exons. Bases 1 to 1572 code for a protein of 523 amino acids.